CUGAGACCGCUCAGAAGAGCGGAUACUGAACCUCCGGUAUGUUGAGUGGAGUCUGCGUGAAGGACUAAGCAGCAGCUCAGGGCUCCACCUGUCUCAUGUCUCCUCACCUCCUCGCCUCAUCCUCAUCCUCAUCCUCAUCAUCACCACCGUCCUGGCUGAUGCUGUGUUUCCUGCUCAGUGUCCUGCUGCUGCUGCUGUCCCCAGGGGUCCAGGGCCAAGGUCGUCUGAAGCUGACGGUCCUGUCUGAGGACAGACUGCAGAUGAAAUGGAAGGAGGCUGAUGGACCCGUGCAGGGCUACAAGGUCCGAGUGAAGCCCAUCUCAGAGGUUCCUCAGCCGGAGCUGAUGCUGACGACCACGCGGGGCAGAGCGACCGUAGCAGGACUGGACUCCAGUCAGGAAUAUGCCCUCCAAGUGCUCGUGCUCAACGGAACCACGGAGAAGCUUCUCGCAAAGAGAAGAUUCACCAUGGACAGUCUACGGGAGGAGGAAAUGAUCCGCAGCGGGAGCCGAGAGCAGCGGAAGAAGACGCUGCUGGGCGGGUCGGGGUCCGGAGACCUGGACGAUGCAACAGAGGCUCUGCUGGGUCUGCCGACAGUUCUCUAUCCCGCCGCCAGCACCGCCAGCACCACCAGCACCACCAGCACCGCCAGCACCGCCCCUCCUACCACUGCAGAGGCGACAGAAUCUCAGUCUGAACUCCCCGACGAGGCCACAGAGAAAACUGGCAAAGAGAAGAGGAAGAGGAAGAAAGAGAAGGAGCGCGAUCGGUCCAAGGUGGAGAACAAGGAGGAGCAAGGGACAACGCAGGGUAAAGCGUCUGAGGACAAACCGCAGAAGACGCCGACCCAGUCGGUCACAGGCCUGUCUCCACGGAAACCGUUUGAGUGCGACAGCGACGCGGCGGCGGAGAUCGUGCUGCUGGUGGACGGCUCGUGGAGCAUCGGACGCACCAACUUCAGGCGCGUCAGAGACUUCCUCGAGGGCCUGGUCACGCCGUUCCACAUCGGACCGAACCACGUCCAGAUCGGUCUGACUCAGUACAGCGGAGACCCUCGCACCGAGUGGCAUCUCAACAACUUCACCACGAAAGACCAGCUGCUGGAGGCGGUGAGGAACUUUAGAUACAAGGGAGGAAACACGUUCACAGGCCAGGCGCUGCUCCACGUCAUGGAGGACAACAUGAGGGAAGAGGCCGGAGCCAGGACCGACACGCCGCUCUUCCUGGUCCUGUUGACCGAUGGGAAGUCUCAGGAUGACGCCAUCGCCGCGGCGACCAAGCUAAAGAACGCCGGCGUGGAGAUCGUCGCUGUAGGUGUGAAAAACGCUGAUGAAGCCGAGUUGAGGCAGGUGGCGUCGGAGCCGGUGGACGCCAACGUCUACAACGUCAACGACUUCCCUCUGCUCAGUAAACUGGUGACGCGACUGGUCCACAUCCUGUGUCGGAGGAUCGAGGACCGAGGCAUCACAAAACGAAUGGAACCUGACCCCACAGUGGACCCAGUCCUCACCUACCCUAGUCCAAGUGACCUGCGCUUCUCUGAACUGGGCUCCAGAGAAGUGAAGCUCCACUGGACCAAUCCUGCCAAAGCAGUGCAGCAGUACAGAGUGGUUUACCACAGCGCAGAGGGCCAGAGACCGCAAGAGGUGGUGUUGUCCGGCUCAGAGUCCGCCGUGCAGCUGGAAGGCCUCUCCUCUCAGACUCUGUACCAUGUUUCCAUCUUCCCUGUGUAUGAAAAGGGCGUGGGCGUGGCUCUCAGAGGAACCGUGACCACGCUGGCCCUCGCGAUGCCUGCCGACCUGGAGGUGACGCCCUCCUCUUUCAGCACGCUGCGGGUGAGCUGGGGCCAAGCGCCCGGUGCCACGCAGUACAUGAUCCUGUACUCGGCGCUCAGCCACGGAGAACCUGACGACGCCAAGGAGGAGAAAUACAGUGCAGAGCAGACCGUGGUGGAGCUGGCGGAGCUACAUCCAGAGACGGACUACUCUGUCACGCUGUACGCUCUCUAUGACGAGGAUCCGAGUGACCCCGUCACUGCUGUCGCCACCACGCUCCCUCUCCCAGCACCGGUGAGUAUUCACUUUCCACUGGUCACCCACAGUAUGAUGAGGGUGAGCUGGGUUCCUGGAGCCGCGGACGUCCCCAGCCACAGAAUCAUCUACAGCACCAACCACGGCAGUGACGUCAAACAGCUGGAGGUGACAGGACUGACCACGGUGCUGGUGCAUGACCUGUCCUCCUUGUCCAGAUACCUGGUCUCGGUGCAGUCUCUCUACCCACAAGGCUUUUCUGCAGCGCUCACCAGUAACGUCACCACGCUGAAGGUGCCCUCGCCGUCAGACCUGAGGGUGACCAACUUCUCUGCCAGUGACAUCACCGUGCGCUGGGAGGCAGCAGCUGACGACGUCGUGUCCUACCUCAUCAAGUGGAUCUCACUCAGUGGAGGCGACCUGCGACAGCUGAGGGUCAGUGGUGAGAGUGAAGGAGCGAUCCUGGAGGGAGUGGAGGACGAUAAAGAAUAUCAGAUCUCUCUGUCUGCGCUCUAUGGAGACGGAGCUCAGAGUGAGGCUGUGGCCAUACGCUACAGCACCAUGUCUGGUGGAGGCCCGUCCAGCGUGUCCGUCUCUGAGGAGACCGCGGUCAGCCUGGUGGUCAGCUGGGUUCCUCCCAACGCUCACGUCCUCCAGUAUCGUGUGACGUACACCGCACUGACUGGAGCUGAAAGUCAGGACAUCACUGUGUUGGUGCCAGGAGGUGAUAAGCGGGUGGCGCUGGAGUCUCUGCAGCCAGAUACGCGUUACAGUGUCCUGGUCACCGCUGAGUACCGCAACAGAGAAGGAGGCAGCGCUUCAGCUCAGGGCAAAACCACCAGUCUGCGGGUCAGCAGCGUGAGUGUGGUCCGCUCUGACCACUCCAGCAUCUGUGCGUCUUGGAGACCGGUGUCCGCCGUCAACGGCUAUCGUCUCAUCAUCCAGUCUCUCAAAGACAAGACAACAAAGGAGGAGAGUGUAGACGAGUCCAGCAGCAGCCACUGUUUCACUGAACUGGAGCCGGAGACUCUGUAUCGCAUCAGCGUGCAUUCUCUCCUCGGCUCAGUAGAGGGCACUGCUGUGUCCAUCCUCCAUCCAACAGCUUCAGCUCCAGCCAGAAUUCCCAUCCAUCCCCGACUGUAUCCUAUCCACAAUGAAGUGUGUCCUGAAGUCACCAUCAGAAACAGCCUUGUUAAAGGUUUCGACAUGAUGGAGGCGUUUGGUUUGACUCGGAGCGCUCACGCGUCGGUGGAGGGCGUGGCGGCGGAGACGUUUGUCUUCAGCGCGCUCCCCACGUACACGCUGUACAGAGACGUGCAGCUCACACAGAGCACCAAGUUCAUCCACCCUGCAGGAUUCUCUCCAGAACACACCAUCAGCAUCGCCUUCCGCGUGUUACAGGAAACGCCCAGAGAGCCUUUCGCCCUCUGGCAGCUCACUGACAACGACUUCCAGCCAAAGAUGGGAGUGAUUCUCGACCCUUCCACAAAGCACCUGGUCUACUUCAGUCUGGACUACAGGGGAGAGGUGCAGGAACUGACCUUUGACCAGCCACAGGUCCACAAACUGUUCUAUGGCAGCUUUCACAAGGUUCACUUGUCUGUCAGUCAGGUGAGUGUCUCUCUGUCCGUGGACUGCCAGCGUGUGGGUGAAAGACCUGCUCGUCCUCUGGGUAACCUGCCCACGGAUGGUUUUGAGAUGCUGGGAAAACUGGUGAAGACCAGAGGACCCAGCAGUGGAUCUGCUCCGUUCCAGCUGCAGUCGUUUGAGAUCGUCUGCAACACGACAUGGUUCUUAGAGGACACCUGCUGUGACCUGCCUGGACUGGGUUUCCAAGGAAUGCCAGGAUAUCCGGGGACUGGGGGGGACAGGGGUCCUCCAGGACCGGUCGGACCUACGGGUUUGUCGGGGAAUAAAGGAGAACGAGGAGAGAAGGGAGAACCUCAGUCCAUGGCCAUGAUCUACCAGCUGGUCACACAGGCCUGUGAGCAGCUAGUACACAAGGAGGUGUUGAAGCUCGACACCUUCAUCAACGAGAUCAGUCGUAAGCCGGCUCCCAUUGAGGAGCCCGUGGGGCCCCCAGGGGAGCCUGGUAUCCCGGGGCCCAAGGGUCCACCAGGUGCCAGGGGGGGCCAAGGGAGUGUUGGCCGGAGGGGGAGACCUGGCAGACCUGGAUAUCCAGGAGAACAAGGACAGAGAGGUGUCCUCGGGGAUAAAGGUGAAGCAGGCACGAAUGUACACGGGCCCACAGGAGUCAAAGGAUUUGCAGGUCCUUCAGGUGAGUCCAAGCUGGGAGACCCAGGUCCCAAAGGAGAAGAUGGUCAACCAGGACCUGCAGGACCUUCUGGACCUUCUGGACAGCCGGGCGAGGUUGGACCACCGGGUGCGUGUGACAGCAGUGGAGGCUGCCAAAGUGUUCCCCAGGAACCAGAAGACCCGUAUUAUGGCUACCAGCCCUGAGAGCAUGUGAAGAAGAAACACACACAGUGUGACUGACGUCUGCUCCUCUGGAGCUGAAAUGACAAAAACUGGGAGCGGAGCUUUACACAAAAAACCCUGAAGACUGAAGACGAUCAACGCUCCCCAUCAACAACGAGUAGUCAGCUCUCUAAUAAUAAUAAUAAUAAUAAUAAUAAUAAUAAUAGAACAGUAUUUCUAAGAACACAAAGCAUCAUAAAAGGAACAUAUUUUCUCACUGGGAUCAGUAAACAUUAUUUUAUUUGUUACCGUGUUUAUGCACUGCCUUGUCCUCUGCCUUGUCCUCUGCCUUGUCCUCUGCCUUGUCCUCUGCCUUGUCCUCGUGUGUUUCAUUUCUAUCUGGUUUAUUCUAACCUUAUCUGCCUCAUAAUGAAAACACACACACACACACACAUACUCCAUGGUGUGAAAGAAAGGAAAGCUCUUUUGUCCCAUGGUGGACAUGAUACUGUGAGAAUGUCUGGUGUAUGAUAGUUUGUAUAUUUUUAAUGUUUAUUAUGUUAUUUUUACUGUACGCACGUA
Molecule: messenger RNA, 5030 nt
Organism: Solea senegalensis (Senegalese sole)
Lineage: Eukaryota; Metazoa; Chordata; Actinopteri; Pleuronectiformes; Soleidae
Gene: col20a1
Product: collagen alpha-1(XX) chain
Exons: 36
Coding region: 96-4490 (1464 amino acids)
Molecular function (GO): protein binding
Source: RefSeq, a predicted model, not a curated record